This is a messenger RNA of Prunus armeniaca (apricot), 612 nucleotides long. The record is from the annotation of a GenBank genome assembly. Lineage: Eukaryota; Viridiplantae; Streptophyta; Magnoliopsida; Rosales; Rosaceae.
AUGAAGGUCCUUGGAAUCGAUUUCAGCUGUGCGUUGGGGGCUCUUGCCAACGGUCACUUUCCUGAGAAGGAUUGCUUGCUGCCUCUUAUUUCAAAGCUCCUCGGCUAUGCCAUCGUCGCCGCUUCCACCACUAUAAUGAAAAUUUUGCAAAAUGGAAGUGUGAGAGGUCUUAGUAUUGUGGCUUUUGAGCUUGAAGUAGUUGGGUACACCAUUGCUCUGGCAUAUUGUCUUCAUAAAGGGCUUCCAUUCUCAGCUUAUGGGGAAUUGGCCUUUCUUCUGAUCCAAGCUAUAAUAUUAGUUGCCAUUAUCUACUAUUACUCCCAACCUGUGGGUAUGAAAACAUGGAUCAGGGCGUUACUAUAUUGUGCGCUAGCACCAACUAUAUUAGCUGGUCAAAUCGAUCCUAUUCUCUUUGAAGCUCUAUAUGCAUCCCAGCAUGCAAUUUUUCUAUGUGCUAAGAUCCCACAGAUAUGGGCGAACUUUUCUAAUAAAAGUACAGGGGAGCUCAGCUUCUUAACCAAUUUCAUGAAUUUUGGAGGUUCUAUGGUGAGAGUUUUUACCAGCAUCCAAGAAGCAGCACCAAAAAGCGGUAUCCUUGUUUCUUGGACUUAA